AUUAUAUUUCCGAACGCAAUCAGUUCGUAAACGUUAUGUCAAGUACAAUGUGACGGGUAUUUCGUGUUUUGCCUAAAUGUAAUUUACUUGUUGAUUUAACAGUAAUAAUUGUGAGAAAAGUGAGUGAAUUGUUGUGUAAAUUCCCGCCAGACAGUUAUGUUAUAGUUCUAUCAGUGUCCAGUAAUAUCCUGACUGCAGAAUUCGCGAGAAAAGCCGCUAACUAAACAGGUAUUAGGAACAGCAUCACCAGACCCAGUCUUAUCAUAACCGGCGGCUGGAGACGCGAUGGAGGACGAGGUGACGUUCAUGUUCCAGCUGGGAGUGCUCCGGGACGCGGUCUCGGCGCCAGCGCAUCUCCUCACGCUGGCACACCUCAAGGAGCUAGCAGUCAAAUUCGUCCACGAAAAGAUCCCGGACAAUGGUCUGAAUCGUCUAGCGGAUCGGAUCCUGUUGUUCAGACAUGACUACUGUUCGCCCAACGUUCUCCAACUCCUCAACUCCGGGACAGACGUCGUGGACGAGACCCUCGUGGAGAUCGUGCUCACAGCUAACCCGCUAAUAUGCGACGUCGGCACGGAGAGUUUGCCACUGAUGCGGCCCCACACGCUCGCCGUGCACUCGUACAAGGCGCCGACCUUCUGCGACUUCUGCGGGGAGAUGCUCUUCGGUCUCGUGCGACAAGGACUCAAGUGUGAAGGUUGCGGGUUGAACUACCACAAGCGUUGCGCGGUGAAGGUUCCGUCGAACUGCGCGUCGGCGUGCGCGGGCGGGGCGGCGGGCGGUGCGGGGGGCGCGGGCAGCACGCGGCGCCCCUCCGCCGCCGCCCCCCGCAGCCCGUCGCGCUCCUCCCAGCACAGCCACGCCUCGCACGACGACUCGCUGGUGGUAAACAAAAGAAGCAAAUCCCCUUCUCGUGUGGUCUGGCCUCUGGGCCAAGGCAGCUCCCUCGGCAUUCCUCAUACCUUCGAAGUCCACACGUAUACCCGGCCUACGGUUUGUCGCCAUUGCAAGAAACUACUUCGAGGACUGUUCAAGCAAGGUCUUCAGUGUCGAGAUUGUCAUUACAAUGCGCACAGGAAGUGUCUGCCCUUCGUGCCUAAGGAUUGUGGAGGGGAGAUACGAGACCAGCACGGAGAAGCGGACAGCGGGACCGGCAGUGAGCUAUCGGAGACAGCGCCAUUGCUGGACGAGUCUGACGAGGAAGCAACUCCUGAUCACGCCGAUCGAAAUAGCGUGGAUGAGGAGGUACAACUACGAAGACAAAGGGAUGAGGAUUCGGAUGAACCGCAACGUGACACACUGCCGGAGCGUUCGGCGAGCCGACCCAGCAGUUCAUCGUCAUCACCCAGCGCGAACAUCCCGCUGAUGAGGAUAGUGCAGUCGGUGAAGCACACCAAGAAACGGGAGGGACAAUGGCUUAAGGAGGGCUGGCUUGUUCACUUUACUAAUAAGGAUAAGACGCUGAGACGUCACUACUGGCGCCUGGACAGCAAGUCGAUAACCCUGUUCACAUCGGACCAGGGCACCAAGUACUACAAGGAGAUACCGCUCAAUGAGAUCCUGGCGAUCGACACGGCCAGGCAGCCGCAGUCAGAGGUGAUGCACUGCUUCGAGCUGCGCACGGCCAACGUGGACUAUCUGGUGGGCGCGGAGGCAGGCCCGGGCGGCGCCGUGCCCUCCUCCGGCCUCGGCGCCUACCUCGCGCGCCCCUGGGAGACCGCUCUGCGUCACGCGCUCAUGCCCGUGACGCACCACACGCGUCACGCACAUCACGCGGUGGAUGGCGGGUCGGGGAGUAGCGGGGCCGAGGGCGGGGCUGAAGGCGGGGCUGCGGGGGCCGACGGCGGGGAGGGGGGCGCGGCCUGCGCGGAGGAGAGGGUGACGGAUAUGGCGCAGCUCUACCACAUCCACCCCGACGAGGUGCUGGGGUCUGGCCAGUUUGGAAUCGUAUACGGCGGCCUGCACCGGAGGACGGACAGACCUGUCGCCAUUAAAGUAAUAGAUAAACUCCGCUUCCCGACCAAACAAGAGGCGCAACUGAAGAAUGAAGUGGCCAUUCUUCAGAACCUGUCCCACCCCGGCGUCGUGAACCUCGAGAGGAUGUUCGAGACCCCGGAGCGGAUCUUCGUGGUGAUGGAGAAGCUGAAGGGGGACAUGCUGGAGAUGAUCCUCUCGCACGAGAGGGGAAGACUCACCGAGCGAAUCACCAAGUUCCUGGUCGCACAGAUCCUGGUGGCCCUGAAGCAUCUCCACGAGAAGAACAUCGUGCACUGCGACCUGAAGCCGGAGAACGUGCUGCUGUCCACGGACGACGAGUUCCCGCAAGUCAAGCUCUGCGACUUCGGGUUCGCGCGCAUCAUCGGCGAGAAGUCAUUCCGGAGAUCCGUCGUGGGGACGCCGGCCUACCUGGCUCCGGAAGUGUUGCGCAACAAGGGCUACAACCGCUCGCUCGACAUGUGGUCCGUGGGCGUCAUCAUCUACGUGUCGCUGUCCGGGACGUUCCCCUUCAACGAGGACGAGGACAUCAACGAGCAGAUACAGAACGCUGCCUUCAUGUACCCGCCCGCGCCCUGGAGGGAGAUCUCCGCCGAGGCAAUCGACCUCAUAAACAACCUGUUGCAAGUGAAGCAACGCAAGCGGCUGUCCGUGGACAAGUCCGUGUCCCACUGCUGGCUGCAGACGCGCGAGGCAUGGCAGGACCUGCGCGCCCUCGAGCGCCGAGUCGGCACCCGCUACCUCACGCACCCCAGCGACGACGCACGCUGGACACGCUGACCAUCAACCCCGGAGCCCCAGCGUGAGCGUCCUCGCUCCCGAGGUCUGCGGCUCCGCUGGAAGAAGCUCCUCAUCAGAGUGCGGUAGCUCCUCUCACCGCGCGGGGCGGGCCCCCGCCGACCCGCAAUAAACUGUAGAACACAAUUUAAGUGAUUUAAAAAUAAAUUAACAACUUAGGAUUAAGACUAUUUAAAUUAAUAUCAUACAACUCAUGAUGCUAUUCGCGGAGACACACGUUGAGUCGAUUCGUGCAAAUGGCCGCUUUUUGUCCAGUUGUUGUUUACAGCGUGGCUUAUUUUUGAUAAAUAUAUUUUGCUUUGUCUACCUGAAUUUAAUUCGGCAAGAAAUACAUUGGACGACUAACAUGGACGACUUUUACGGAGUCGACAGAUGCCGAUGUGACAUGUGUCAAGAGUGUCGUCUGUCAACAGUGACAUGUGUCAAGAGUGAUUUGUGUCAAACAUACUUCACACAAUUUGUCGGCAGUUAGUGCGCCAGGGUCGAUGUGCUGCUUAGUUGGACAGUUGUUAUAAACUAUUUACUUUUUGACAUUGUUUAUUUGUGUAAUUAUUGUUACACGUUCGUAGCUAAAUAAUGUGUGAAUUUGUUUAAUGUGAGAUUAUUAAUAUUAGUGUAUUAUACGGUCGCGGUCACAUUAAGAGUAUGUGAGAAUCAAUACACGCCAACCCAGAUAGUAGGCACACUAUUCUGUGAGCCCAAAUAAAUGUGUACUUUAGUACGCGCGUUGCAAACUCGUGUGGCCGCGACCAUUAGCGAUAAGUUUCCGAACUGCAUAAUACAAAACUAAUAAUAACAUUGUUCCUAAAACGUUAGUGAACUGUGAAGGUGUUGGCCCCUCACUUCAGUAAUACAACGGUCGAAGUUUUGUCGAGUUAAACUCCGACACGUUCAGCCCCGCCCCUCAGUGCAGACCGGGGGGCGGGGGGCGGUACCGCGAUGCGCUAUUACAGAAAUAAUGGUAUAAUUACAUAUGGAGUAUGAACCUGCGGAGCGGGCCUCCUUAGCGUUACGCGAAUACUUUGAAUUUUAUAAAUUUCAUAAAAUAAAAUUCAGAAUUUCAAAGACAUCAUAAUCGCCGCACCGAUCAGACUACAGACGCUGCAAACUGUGUAAUAGUAGUUUUAUCUUAAAUGUAAGCACGGGGGAACCAGAGAAUUUUAGUCAUUUAAAUGUUGUUAAAUGUUGUUAGUGAGUGUGGGGCGCUCGGCCCCCGCUGUCCGCGGCCUCAAUGUAAUGUAACGACAUAGUUCAUGUGUAGUGAUUAGACAGACACUUUACUUUAAACUAAUAAGAAAAGGUAUACAAUGCUAAGGAAGUAUACACAGCUUAGAUUUAUUUUUAGUGCUUUACACGAGCGAAGGUGCUCGCGACCCGCCCGAGACCGCCCAGGGCCCGUGGACUGCACCACGUGAUUGAGACAUUGGCUCUUCCUGUGUAGAUUCGGCUUACCCCUACAGAAUGAAUGUGAUAUCAUAUGUGGUAUAUUUGUGAAACCUCGCGUGUUUUCAUUGUGAAUUGCGUCUCACGAGGGGACUCCCCGAGUCCAACGCCGGUCGCAUCGGUCUACUGGGGGGGCCACUGGGUCCCCUGUGUGUGGCCGAAGGACCAUGGUUAACUUUUAUCGAUAAAAGGUUAAAAACAAUCGCGGCAAGUAGUUUCGUGCAUACAUGUGUAACACAUUCCGUCUAAUGAAAUUACACUCCCGGCACGCUCUGAUGGCCGUUUUGACAUUUGUCCUCUCAUGAAGUUUCGUAUUAAUAGUAAUUAAUUACAUUUGAACUAGCAUAUUGCUGUACUUUAUUGUCACUAGUGACGUGCAGCUAGUCAUAAAAUUGAUCUAAUGUAUUAUUUUAGGACACAAAAUUUAUUUAUAACAUUGAUUUCUAAACUAUACAUAUAUGUAUAUUAGGGUCCCGCGAACAUUUAUUUUUAUAAGAUUAUAAUUAUUGGUGUACUUAUUUACCAAACAACUCGGCAUUUGUUUUUCUAAAAUUCAAACUUAUAGAUUUCAUUAUAAUUUUUUCGAGAAAAAAUGACAUUUGACAUCGCUAUUGCAAUAUGUCAAAACGGCCAUCAUGGCGUGGCGACCGUGCGUGCGGUCCCGUGGCCCCGGUGGCGCCGACAGCUUCCAUUACUGUGAUCUUUUUAUAUCUUUUUUCUUUCUUUAAGAAAUUAUCUCUUAAGUAUUAAAAAUAUAUUUUUAUAAUUUUUUGGAUUGAUUAUUUUUAAUUUUAUUAAUAUAUUACUUCUUUUUAUUCUACAUACUUAAUAAGAUUUGUGACUUUUACAUGUUUUAUAUUUAAGAUUUUUAUAUGGAUGUUUUCAAUCAAUAUUAAAAUUUGUUUUAUAUGACAAUGACAACGCAAUUGACACUGCGAGGCGCGACGGCUACGUUUAAUAAUUUUAUCGUUCUUCCAAUAAAUUAAUGUUAUAUUUUUUAAGGGAUUUUAUGACCUGGUAACCAAGACCUUUAAGUCAUGUCUUAUUUUAAUUUAUAUUCUUAUUUUUAUGAAAAAUUAUAAUAUGAAAUGAAAUGAGGAUGAUUAAUUUGAGACAUUAAUCAACUGGGAUGAAAUUAAAUUAAAUGAGAUGAUAUGGGAUGAAAUAUAAUCUCAGCAAAAUGGUGGUCAUUUACUGAGAUUUUUUCAGUGGAUUUUUUGGAGGAUCCCGAGAAGUUACGUCCAGCGGCUUUGUUUCAUUUUCCCACAUUUGUGCACUUUCACAGAUAUUAAACAGUUAAUAAACAACUUCACUUCUCGCGUUCCCGCCAAAAAUUCCAUUAAUAUUAUAAAAUUGUAUUGUCUCGAUGAAACCCUCGACAAGGUUUCUUUUAAAACGUCACCAAGGAGUUUGUGGCCAAAAUAGUAACUACGGCGCCGCCAUGUCAACUGUCAUUGGUUGCUCAGCGCCAACACACAUGAAAAAUGUCAGAAACUCUUCGUUUACAUUAAUAAGAAUGAGCAUCGUUCUAAUAUAGGAUUCGGCACGUGUUGACAAGAGACUACACGUGUUAGUUCGCAUUUGAUGUAUCGUGCAGACUGCGGCACGUGCGGGCGAGCACGCAGUGCAGUGAGUGCGCCUCGAUCGAGUUGCGAAGUAGCGGUGAGGAACUGGAUGUAGCGCGCUCGAUUAAUGGUUGAUUGAUUACUUUGAUGUUAAAGUAAUGAACCUAAAUUUAAAAAGUAGUAUCGUAAUGAUAUGUAAACGUUGCUAGGUCACGCUGCCACGCAGCUACACGUGGAACUUCCGUUAAGUCUCCGCCCUUAUAGUCACAAUAAAAAUAGGUAAAUAUAUCGCACCUUUAGAAUUAUAGGAAUGCAUUCUUUUGGAAAACAUCGAAUAAAGUUUUCAAACCGUAAAAGCGUAGAGGAAGGGGACUGAGUGAAAGAGACCGACGGAUAAGUUUGUCCCUUUUUAUGCUACUUUUGGUUAUUUGAUUAUUAAGAGUCGCUGAAUAAGGUCGUUUUAGAUCCAUUUUUGAAUUGGAGACAUCAGUGGAUGAAGGGGAUAUGAUACAAUUUGUUAAUUUUGAGAAAACGGACAACAGACUUGUUACUUGUGAUUUUUAUUCGUACAUAACUCCUUCAUCACGUGCAAUUUCUAAAAAUAGCCGGAUUGAACACGGAGUUUUAAGGUCUAAUAUGUUUUAUAGACACAUAACACCUUUAUUCAAUGUAAAAAAAAACUUAAAAAUAAAUGGUACUUAAACCCUUCAUCCACGCAUGCCUUCAAUUUUAUUAAAGUCGAAAUCCAAAAAAAUCGUGAUGGGUCUCUAUAAAUCUAAAGGUGCGAUAUGAUACGUGACACCAGACUGAUUACUUGAACUGGACAAACCUACAUAUUAUGUCGUAAGGUAUGGCAUUGAUCGCAACGCGUGGGCCCCGCGCGAAAACAACUUGCCCUUUAAAUUACAGGUUAGAUUUCAAUAAUAUUAUGUAGAAAACUUUGUGUCAAAAUAUAAAAUAAAUGCCAAAUCAGAUUACUACACAGUGCUUUGCCUGUACAUAUUUUAAUAUCUCGAAUUUUACACAUCUAUACUAACUAAUAUAUAAAUCUACAGUGGUUGUUACGGAUGUUCCGUUAUAACUACUGAACAUGUAGAAAAUACAUGUGCUUACUGGAUAGGCUAAUAUUUAUAUGAGCGUUAGUCUCCCUACACCAGUUGCGGGGGCGUUAAAGAUGAGAAUCUUUGUGGGGGUUAGAAAUAAUAAUGUUAAUUUUAAAUGCCCAGCGAAGCGGACGGGUGCAGCUAGUAUAUAAUAUAGAUAGUCAAAAUAAUGAAGUCGUUGAGGUGACGUCACGUCUUGCGUCUUGAGCGCAUGCGGCCCGCGACGACCAGGGGGCGUUCAUCACAAUACUAAACUUUUAAGCAAAAUUAUCAUAACUAAAAAUCUAAUAUUAAUCUUUUCCUCUUAGAAAAUAACAACGUGUUAAUAAUAUAUAAUUGUUAUGUAGGUCUAACAUUGCAAUAACAAUAAUGAUUGACUCGGUGGUGCGGUAGUUACGGUCCCUAACUGCUGAGCCGAGGGGUCGUAGGUUCGAUUUCCGCAGCGGGCAAACAUUCGUCUGGUUAACAAGACGUGUUUCUUCUAUGUUUGGGUGUUUAAUGUAUAAAUACUUGAUAUACAUUACAACUCGUAUAGGUAUGUUUAUCAGAGUCAGUAGUUUCCGUGGAACAGGGAAUCCUCGUCCGGGACCAGGUUACCUGGUGUGACCUGGUCCCGUCUAUUGACAUAAUAAAUUGGCGGAUAUUACAUAAAGAAAUGACUCAAAUCAAAUUUAAAAAAAAUAUAUAUUUACAUUCCUCCUUGAAUCGUUCUUCUCAUUACUGAGGGUCGUGACUUUCCCACUGCAUAAACUCUCUUGUACGAUCGUCCUCCAUCUGCUGCGGUCCUUGGCCUCGUGGAUGGCAUCGUGGAGCUUGAUGUCCAGACAAGACCGAAUUGGUCCGACCAUCUCGUAGGACUGCGUCCUCUGAGACGUUUGCCAUCUAUCUUUCCCGUCAUUCUACAUUAAUGAGAUAUUAAAUAUUUACAUUAAUCAUUACGGUACGCAACGGUUUGGCUCUGCCCCAGGCAUCGCUGAAGUCCAUGGGCGACGGUAACCACGCACCAUCGGGUGGGUCGUAUGCUCGUCUGCCUAUAAGGGUAAUAAAAAAAAGAUAAUCGCACACAAUCUACACUUUCAUAACAAUAGGUAACACACGACGAAUGACACGAAGUCAAUAGAACUCUAAUGUUAUAAUAUUAAAUGUUAAACUCAUCUGUAACAUUUUUGGAGCUUACUCUUUAAGAACCGAUUUCGUUCAAAACACCCAUACGAAAAUAUGAUGAGCAGUAUUUUAUAGCGUUGUCAUAAUCUUUUUUUCAUUCAAAUAGAAAAAUAGACCUUAUUUCAUGAAGAUUAAACAUCAAAGUGUAUUGUAUCAAAUUGUCACGCCACGUCUAGUGACAGUUUUAAAAAUGUAUACUUGAUGUAUCUCUACUUUACUACAUAUUGAGUCAGUAAGAAUUAAAGUAGUGUUAAUAAUAUUAGUUCAAAAUCAUUUACUUUAACUAUGUUAAAAUCUGUUAUCGCCAUUAAUGCAAAAUAUCUAAAAAUAAAUAACUUGAAAAAUUAUGAAAAGUAUUUGCCCGCAAUAGACAUGUAACACAUGUAUUAUUUUUGUGACAUGAUUUAUUUAUUAUUUUAUCGAUUCAAUAUUAAUAGAUAUACACAGAACUUCACACGUGCUUUCAGUUUUAUAAUUGAUGCAAUUAUUUACCCCCUCUACUCAUUGUACAUUCAAUGAUAAUUGCACUUAAAGAGUAAACUCCAAUGACGCGUUGGAGCUGACACGCACAAGUGUUUUUCUCCUCUUCCUAAUUAAUUAUAUAAGUGUAACAAAGGAGCCUAAUUAUCUUAUACUUAUAAUCGGACCAAAACAUUGGUGUUAUAAAGUCACAAACAUUUUGUAAUAAAAUCAUCAGAAUUAUAUAAUUAUCAAUUAACUAUAAAAGUAGUAUUUUUAAGAGUUUAUAAAAAAGUAUCCCGUCUUUAUUAUUGGGCUAUGUAAUUUAAAAGAAAAUAGCAAAUUUAAAUGAAAUCUGAUGAUGCUUUCGCAUGUAGUAAUGUCAAACCGGUUCAAACUACCCCAUAACUACCCUAAACAUUGACAUAACAAUAAUUACGGGAUAAUUCAAUGUCAUUACGACUAAAAUAAAUUAAUGUUUAUCUUAUAGUUACGUUUGCUUGUAUUUUGUACUGUUCACAUUAAUUUAAAUUUGAAAUAAAAUCUUAAAGCGAUUAAUGUAAUUAACCAAGAGGGCUUAACCUGUGAUCAUUUCGAAAUUAAAAUUAGUAGAUACGCUACUAAAUGAACAAAUAAAAUAUUUGUAAAAAUCUUGUUAAUUUUUCUUUGAGCACCGAUUUGAGACACCCAGCGGUUCAGACACGAAGUCAUAAGUACAUGGGACAAACAAACGUAAUAAAAGAUGUGUGGUGUCAUAGGGCACCGGAUAGGAACGAAGUUCCUGAUUAUAAAAAUAUUAAUUUUAAGUUCUAUUCGAGGUAUAAAGAAAAUAAUUAUUCGGGUAUACAUUUUGUAUUGUGAUUUUUUUAUUGAUAAACAAAACUACUUUACGAAGUUAUCAACUUUAUUUUAUUCACAAUGAUUUAUAAAAAAUAUGUAAUAAUAAUAUACAAAAAACAGCUAUUUAUAUGAAUAAUAAUAAUAGCUAUCAUACUAAGACUAUACAUAAAUAAUAAAAAUCUUACGUUACGGACGUUUUUUCCCGGUUAGGGUACCCCUCCGCAUCGUCCCAUAAGGAACUUCGUUCCAAUAAUUCCUGUCCUAGUGAAACCGGAAAGGCCGCAGUGUCACCAGUAAUCCUUCAAUCGUAAAAAAAGUAAUAUAACUGUUGAUGUUGUAUACAUAUGUAUGUGUUAUUGUUCGAUUAUUAAUUAAACGAUGUUUUGAAAA
Bombyx mori (domestic silkworm) is the source of this 9757-nucleotide messenger RNA. RefSeq names its product serine/threonine-protein kinase D1 (gene PKD). Gene Ontology annotation, biological process: protein phosphorylation. The record is from RefSeq and is a predicted model, not a curated record. NCBI's taxonomy places the organism in Eukaryota, Metazoa, Arthropoda, Insecta, Lepidoptera, Bombycidae. The transcript has 18 exons. The coding region runs from base 286 to 2775 and encodes 829 amino acids. Gene Ontology annotation, molecular function: ATP binding; protein kinase activity.